Molecule: messenger RNA, 1174 nt
Organism: Westerdykella ornata
Lineage: Eukaryota; Fungi; Ascomycota; Dothideomycetes; Pleosporales; Sporormiaceae
Exons: 3
Coding region: 315-899 (194 amino acids)
Source: RefSeq, a predicted model, not a curated record
UGGCAAUCUGAGACUCAAACAUUCCAUACAGUACACAAUUGCGUCUAUUUAUGGCUUGGAACGGUGCAAACUCGGAAGGUGUAACGAGCUCCACCAAUCAGCGCGUCGACAGGGGUGAAGGGGCCCGGCCAUCAAUUGAACAACAGGAGCUCUCCUAUUCACUUCGCGCGACCAGUUAUCAACGCGCCUCUUUCCACUGUGGUCUCCAUAUUCAAAGCUCUUCCUAGACCUUGUACCCAGCCGCAACCGUCGCUUACUGUAGCUUAAUUGCUCAUAUCGGUCCUGUUGGAGCUGUUCCUAGGAGCUACACAAUCAUGCCUGGAGUUCCCCCUGACGCGCUGGCUCAAGUGAAGAAGGCCUUCAAAGGCCUCUUCCGCAGCAAGAAGGACAAGGCAAAGAAGGACGAGCAGAAACCUACCCCCACGGCCAACGACGACGCCACGAAGGCGAGCGAGACCGCUCCCGCUGCGCCCGCUCCAGCUACCGCUCCCGCACCCGCACCCGCACCAGCGAAGCCUGAAGCCGCUCCUCAAGCUGCCCCUGCAGCAGAAGGUGCUGCACCAGUUGAGGCGAAGAAGGAAGAGGCGCCGACAACUGUGGUGAAGGAGGCGACAGCGACUCCUGAGCCGGCCGGUGCUGCUGCACCUGCACCCCCCACUGCGACGUCUCCCCCUCCUACGACAACUACUGAAGCCACCGAGCAGAAGCCAACUCAACCCGAGGUUCCAGCUGUCCCGACCUCGACUCCCGCUCCAGGCAUGAGCGCCACGAGUGGCCCAUUGGCGGAGCCUAACUUUGACUCCGAGCCUGCGAAGCAAGAGCCCGCUGCUCCGGCUGCCGCCGCGACUCCCGCCGCAACUCCCGCCGCGGCUGAGCCCACUCCUGUUGAGAAGAAGUAGUGCUGCGAGCGAGAUCAGUGAACAUCUCCUUAUGGUGGAAGUGCUAUCCUCUUUCGCUGUCACGGCGAGGGUCCACGGUCUCUCUACAGAGAUGCAGUGUGCAUAUAUGUCCUUUGAUUCUGCCUUGCCUCCAGUCUCCUUUCCUAUUUAUACCCCUCAUACUGUGUAAUCUAGUGAGCGACAGUGCGGACUUGUUUGGAAGGGCAUACGUGGAGCGAUAUCAAGUGUUCUGCUUUUUCGCCAUGUAAAGGUGACCGUGAUGCUCUGGUCAGAUA